Molecule: messenger RNA, 1858 nt
Organism: Erinaceus europaeus (western European hedgehog)
Lineage: Eukaryota; Metazoa; Chordata; Mammalia; Eulipotyphla; Erinaceidae
Gene: RASGEF1A
Product: RasGEF domain family member 1A
Exons: 13
Coding region: 96-1532 (478 amino acids)
Biological process (GO): positive regulation of GTPase activity; Ras protein signal transduction
Cellular component (GO): plasma membrane
Molecular function (GO): guanyl-nucleotide exchange factor activity
Source: RefSeq, a predicted model, not a curated record
GGGCGGCCGGGCCCAGACUCCGAGCAUGAGCCGCGGGAGCCCGACUGCGGCGCGGGGGCUGCGUGGGGGCGACGCGGGCCCGGACCCAGGACGCCAUGCCCCAGACGGCCCUGGUCUUGGCCAGCACCCUCGGGCCCGGCUGUAGCGCACAGGGGCGGCCCGGCAUGGGGGAGCGAGGGGCCAGGGGCUCCGAGGACCUCGUCUUCCAGGACGGACGCCUCGUCUCUGGCUCCCUGGAGGCCCUGAUGGAGCACCUGGUGCCCACGGCGGACUACUACCCUGACAGGACCUACAUCUUCACUUUUCUUCUGAGCUCCCGGGUCUUCAUCCGGCCCCACGACCUGCUGGCCCGCGUGGGGCGGAUCUGCCUGGAGCAGCGGCGGCAGCUGGAGGCGGGGCCCGAGAAGGCGAAGCUCAAGUGCUUCUCAGCCAGGGUCGUGCAGCUGCUGAAGGAGUGGACAGAGGCCUUCCCCUACGACUUCCAGGACGAGACGGUCAUGGCGGAGCUGAAGGCCAUCACCCACAGGGUCGCGCAGUGUGACGAGGAGGGCGGCACGGUGAAGAAGGCCAUCGCGCAGAUGACCCAGAGCCUGCCGCUGGCCCUGGCCGCGCGGGGCCAGCGGCAGGAGCUGCGGGACAAGCUGUGCUCUCCGGCCCUGGACAGAGGACCCGUGCUCAAGGCCAAGCCGCCGGCCGCGCAGAAGGACAUCCUGGGCGUGUGCUGUGACCCCCUGGUGCUGGCCCAGCAGCUGACGCACAUCGAGCUGGAGAGGGUCGGCAGCAUCCGCCCCGAGGACCUCAUGCAGAUCCUCAGCCACAUGGACUCCCGGGACAAGCACAGGUGCCGAGGGGACCCUGCCAAGACCCGCAGCCUGGAGGCCUACGACGACUGGUUCGACUGCCUCAGCAUGCUGGUGGCCACCGAGGUGUGCCGGGUGGUGAAGAAGAAGCACCGGACCCGCGUGCUGGAGUUCCUCAUCGACGUGGCCCGGGAGUGCUUCAACAUCGGCAACUUCAACUCCAUGAUGGCCAUCAUCUCUGGCAUGAACCUCAGUCCUGUGGCACGGCUGAAGAAAACGUGGUCCAAAGUCAAGACGGCCAAGUUCGACGUCUUGGAGCACCACAUGGACCCAUCCAGCAACUUCUGCAACUACCGCACGGCCCUGCAGGGGGCCAUGCAGAGGUCCCAGACGGCCAACAGCAGCCGAGAGAAGGUCGUCAUCCCCGUGUUCAAUCUCUUCGUGAAGGACAUGUACUUUCUGCACAAGAUCCACACCAACCACCUGCCCAACGGGCACGUCAACUUCAAGAAGUUCUGGGAGAUCUCCAGACAGAUCCACGAGUUCAUGGCGUGGACCCAGGUGGAGUGUCCCUUUGAGAAGGACAAGAAGAUUCAGAGUUACCUGCUCACAGCGCCAGUCUACAGCGAGGAAGCUCUCUUCGUCGCCUCCUUUGAGAGUGAAGGCCCCGAGAACCACAUGGAGAAGGACAGCUGGAAGGCCCUGAGGACCACACUCCUUAACAGGGCCUGAAGGCGCAGAGGGCCUCUCUCCCGCGGGGCGCACACACCGAGGAUUCUCGCCUUGCUGCUUGUGGGCUCAGAUGAGGGGCCUCACUGGCUGGGGUCCAUUUUGUAUAUAACUUUUAUGAAAAGAGAGAGAGGGAACAGGAAUUAUUUCGCGCGUCAACCUUUGGCACUUACCAACGGAGUCCUAUUGUUUACUUUGAAGAGCAGGGCAGGGCCCUGCUUCGGGAGGGUGGGGAACAGAGUAUCGUGGGCAGUGGCAUCCAUGAUGACAUCUUAUUCUAGCGAACGCAGCGUUUUAUUUUCUACUUUUGAUUAUUGACAUCUUAUGAA